GCACAUGGAAUUGCGAAUCAGUUGCGCUUUUGCGCUGAAGCCAGCCGAGCUCACGGACGCGCGAGAACAGAGCAGCCGCCGCUCUCCAGUGCGCACGGGCUGAGGACUCUAUUCCGACACCCCACUGCAGAGCUCUCUUCUUUAUAAAUUGGCUUUUUAAUUCCGUUUCUUCAGGAAGACUGAUCUCUCCUUUACGCGAUGGAGAAGAUGUCUCGACCUCUUUCUAUAAACCCAACUUUCCUACCUCCGACCCACGGCGUCCUGAAAUCCCUGCUGGAGAACCCCAUGAAGCUGCCCUUCCACCACGACGAAGGUAAAGGGUUUGGGAAAGAGAAAGAGAAGGAGAAGAAGUUGGAAGAGGAUGGAAAUGCCAUCAACACUCCUCAGUCUGCCUUCUUGGGCCCGACCCUGUGGGACAAGACCCUGUCAUAUGAUGGCGACAACUUCCAGCUGGAGUAUAUGGAUUUAGAGGAGUUUCUGUUGGAGAACAAUAUUCCCGCCAACCCUGGGAGCGAGCAGAGCCAGCCUUCCCAGCAGCCCCUGCAGCAGCAGCCGCCGCAGCAGCCGCCCUCCGCCCCGCCCACGCCUUCGGUGGUGGAUCUCAGUAACCGGACAGCCACGUCCGUUCACUCCGGCAUCGGGGGCCAGAACUGCCUCCAGAGUCCCAGCAGAGCAGUUCUCCCUUCGCGUGACACACCCAGUCCCAUAGAUCCAGACUCCAUCCAGGUUCCGGUCAGGUACGAACCCGACCCCGCCGACCUCGCCCUCUCCAGCGUCCCGGGACAAGAAAUAUUCGACCCACGCAAGCGCAAAUUCUCAGCAGAGGAGCUGAAGCCACAGCCUAUGAUCAAGAAGGCGCGCAAGGUCUUCAUUCCAGAUGACCUGAAGGACGACAGAUACUGGGCACGGCGCAGAAAGAACAACUUCGCAGCCAAACGCUCCCGGGACGCUCGUCGGCUGAAAGAGAACCAGAUCGCCAUCCGCGCGGGAUUCCUGGAGAAAGAAAACACGGCGCUCAGACAGGAAGUGGCCGACCUGCGGAAGGAACUCGGCCGCUGUAAGAACAUUCUGGCCAAAUACGAGGCGCGACACGGCCCUCUGUGAGCCCCUCCCACCCCACACAAACCCCGCCCACCUCCACAAACGCCCCUCGCCCACCACCAACCCCAAGGGACUUCUGCGUGCCUCUUUAAGAGGCGACAAAUUCUCCUCUCCUUUUUUUCACGUUUCUCUUUUCACUUUUCUCUUUACAAACCCAGUUUGCAUUCUUUAGUUGAUUUUGUAUUUCAUGCGUGUGUUUUUCCUCUUGUGUAGUUUCACACAUUCACUUCUCUCGCUUUCCUUUCAUUUGUUCCAUACGUCCGUUUAUUCCUUCACCAACGAUGGAUCGUUUGUCUGGAAAUGGUUUUCUCUGGAGUGUUUUGUACACCUGUAACACAGACUUAUUUUCCUCGACGCUCCCCCUCCUGUCUGUCAAUCAACCGCUCGACCCCACCCCCUUUUCCCAGAGGCUCCACCCACUUCCUGUUGCCCGAGCUUCUUUUUGUGUAUAUUAAUGUAUUUUAGUUGAAUAGCUGUAACGCACCGACACCUUUCGUUCUGUGAAGUGUGUAAAACACUAGCUAGCAUCAGAACAUGAUGUUUGUUUUGUUCUUUUCCUGUUCUGUGUGUUUUGUCUGUUUUAUUUGACCAUUUCUUUUAAACCAACACCAGCGUAGUUUUUGGCGUCUUUCCCACAUUGUCCAUGGAGCAAUAAGCCUGAAUCUCUUCAGAGGGCAAAACACAUGAAAUGUAAGCUAGCCUGUACCAUAGCGCCAUCAUUUCCGCUGAAGUGCGGAAACUUUCCCUUCGAAACUUUCCCUCCAAAAAUGCUUUCUGUCUCGCUCUAACUCCCUGCACUAAUGCGUGUUUCACAAUCUGAUCUGGUGCAAUGUUUCUACCUACACUAUAAUCUGCCUGAUAUAUUUAUGGACUUUUGUUGUUUUUGUUUUUUUGAAUGGAAUAAUUUUUUUUCAAAAAUAUUCAGUUGUUAAUUACUACUAUUGUUGUAGCUGUUCUUAUUGUUAUGGCUGUAUAGUAAUUUUUCCUGAUUGUUUAAUGUUUCAUUGGAUAUUUCAGCAUGACUUUUGUUUCAGAGCUGCGGCCUGAAUCUAAUUGUAAAUGGGUCUUUUUAUUUUCUUUUUUUCCCUUCUUUUUUAGGAUAGAUGAUUAUUCUAUCCUGUCUUUUUAUUUUUAUUUGUUUUUGUUUUUUUACCCAGAGCAUGCAUUAGAAUAUUUGUCUGCACUAGCAGAUAUUUGUAGUGAUUUAUUUUCUUUCUUUUAGUUUCGUAGCUUCGCGUUUCUGUCGGGUGUAUGACUGUAAUGAAUGUGUUUUAAGAGGUUUUGAGGCGUUCGUUGAGCAGGACGGUGUUGUCUCAAAUACUGUGGUUGAAAUCAGUUUGUUUACUGCAGACCAAAAGAUACAGCACACAGAUUUAUUGAUAAAACAGAGUUGAUAUAUAUAUAUAUAUAUAUAUAUAUAUAUAUAUAUAUAUAUAUGAAAUCUAUUCUAAGUUGCUUUUUUGUACAGUAUUUUUCCUAUAUAAUACCGUCUGAAUAUUUUCAAGGCACAACAAAACCAGAAAUAUAUGAUAGCUUACAUAUAUAUCUAUUAUUCAGAGCUAAGUGACAUAGUGUUUUGAUAUAUUAUAAAGAAUAUAACUGGGAGUUAAUGCGAAACCCGCCAUCAUUUCCUCUAUUUUGGGCAUUAAAAACCUUCUGCACCCUCAUAUUCAAAUAGCCUUUAGUAUUCUGUCUCAGGGAACGCUAGCAGCCGGACCUCGAACCAUAACUCCUGAUAAAAAUGAAAUAUAUAACUUAUAUUUAUAGCUGUGUUCUGUACAUCAGUAGUUUUUUUCCUAUCGAGAGGAGCUGCAAUUCCUCAGUCUUAUCUCACACUCUUAAUGCUGUGUUUCAUUACAGAGCAUUUUACAGUAUUGCUAUUGGUUCUUUGAAUGGAAAUCUAAAGGCUAUGCUUUUUUGGUCUCUAUAAUGGAGUCGGCAGAGUGUUGAUAUUGAAUGUUAAGUGCGGCGGCUCUGAGAGAUUUCGCUUGGUUGAAUGUUAGAAAAGUCUUGCUGUCGAAGGGGUUUGAGUGCAAUGUUUCGUAAGAGUUUCUGAGAUCAGUUUUUAUUCUGUUUAUUCUAUUAGAAGUUACAGGGUUUAAAUCCAGAACUUCUGAUCAAAGGUCAGAAGUUGGGUUUGAUGCGCUGGUUACCUUUUUAAAGUCCUCGUCUGCCCCAGUUCAGGCCAAAGUUGAGAGGUGCACAGAUUUGUAUUAUCGACGAUUGAUGGGGCAGGAAUGUUUCAUUUAAUUUCCCUUGAUUUUAUUCCUUGUGUCUGUUUGUUUGUUGCAUAAAUGCAGAUGUGAGAUGCGUGUAUAAAGCCUUGUGUAGACUGUUUCUAUCUGUGCAAAACUGAAAUAAAUCGAGGAUUAAGCCAAACCCCUUCUCGUGAAUAAUGACCCCCGGAAAUACCUCCCUGAGGGCGUGAGGACAGCCCAACCCAGUUUUCAGCCUUUCACCAAUCUGUUUCCUCUCCUUGUUAGACAAGAAAGUAAUCUCAGGUUAAAUAGGUUUGACUCCUAGGCCACCAUUUAUGGUUCCUUCAUGUGCUAUCAAAAUUACCGUAAAUAUAAGCAAAUUGGACUGCGUAUCAGGUUGUAUUCAUGAUUGAAUCAUUUUAAACAUGGCGGAGGAAAAAAGUAAUGGUUGGAACAUUAACGAGAUUUCGCACGCGCGAAAUAUCCAUUUUCAAUUGUCAAGUAACAUACAGGCUAAAGCAUUGCUCACACAGAAAUCAUAGCAUACAUGUAGCCUAACCAACUAGUAAAUAAACGUUUUCGCUAUCACGAAUGACUGGAUUUCGCCCGCGAAUUUACGCUGAAAAAAGUAAUUAAAUAUGGCCGCAUUCCUUACCUCCAUAUUGACGUAUAACAAAUUGGUGUGUAUUAUGUAUUUUACACAGCGAAAGCAUCAUAUUUCUCUUAAAUUUAAGAACAAAGUAGCAAUCUUAUAAUCUCGAUAUUGAGGAUUGUAAACAAACCAGAUUUUAUUCAUAAUAUGUUGGGUAUUUUUAAAAUAUCGAAUACAUUUAGGCUUUUACAAGAUUUUCUUAAGCAGUACACCAUAAUAAUCAAUUUCUUUCGACAUAAAAGCAGCUGAACUCGAUUAAUUAGUUUUUACCCAACUUCAGAAAUAAGACAUUUACAAUAGCACGUGAAAGCAGCGUCAGACCAGAUACAUCUCGAGCUGGGGUGCGUUUCCCAAAAGCAUAUAGUUGCUAACCUGUUAGCAACUUGGUUGGCAAUGGGUAAUUGUAUUGCAACAAACAAAGUUGCUAACUUAGUUAGCAACUAUGCUUUUGGGAAACUCACCCCAGGACAGUUUGAUUAGCCCACAUAGCAAAUCAUCUUACUUUAAAGGCCAUAUGCAUCAUCUUAUAAAUUCAUUUUUGGCAGUAGUCUAUUCCCUGUUUUCUGGGACACAGCAGUGAGAUUUUGUGAAUUGACUUUCUUUGGUAAAACUCACUACCUCAGUCGUUGAAAGGAACCUAUAACAAUAUUGAACCUGUUUAGUCCAGUGCCUUGAAUUACCACACACGAUUCCAGACACAUUUUAAAGCUUAUAUUACUUGGACCGGAUCGGACCCGCGUGGAAAGGGCUCGCGCGCUGCUCCAAUCAGACUGACCCCAAAAUCCACCCCUUAUUCGACACAAACUCAGACGGUUCAUCUCGAAUAGAAAUAAAACCGCCGUAUUGAAGGCAACACCUGCAGACAGUCUAUGAGAGAGACUGGAGAUGUUUGAGCUUGUGUGUCACGCGAAUGAAGCAGAAUGCUGCCACCUUUUGACUCCUUGUUUCUCUGUACAUUUAGUGUCCAAUAAAGACUUCAGUUUUUCUCUCAAA
Messenger RNA from Carassius gibelio (silver crucian carp), 4944 nucleotides. Its product is annotated as hepatic leukemia factor. Gene Ontology annotation, cellular component: nucleus. Gene Ontology annotation, molecular function: RNA polymerase II cis-regulatory region sequence-specific DNA binding; DNA-binding transcription factor activity, RNA polymerase II-specific. The transcript is spliced from 4 exons. The coding region runs from base 199 to 1104 and encodes 301 amino acids. Gene Ontology annotation, biological process: regulation of transcription by RNA polymerase II. NCBI's taxonomy places the organism in Eukaryota, Metazoa, Chordata, Actinopteri, Cypriniformes, Cyprinidae. The record is from RefSeq and is a predicted model, not a curated record.